CAUGAAGAGAAAAAGAGAAGUAUUAUUGGAAUCACUGGAAGAAAGGCGUCAUGCAAAACGGCCAAACAAGUUUCUUUCCAGGAGCAAUUGAUGUCAUUUGUGAAAGAAGAGUCAUCAAUGAGAAAAGACGAUCUUGAGUUAAGAAAAAAAUCUCUGGAUCAGUUUGAAGCUGCGGAAAGAAAUUUUAAGGCUUCAUUGCAGCAAAUGACAGAAGAGAUUGCUGGAACCAUGAAAGAAGGUUUCAUGAUGAUAGCUUCAAUGUAUCAGCCACAGUAUCAGCAGCAGCAAGGUUUUCAAAACCAAUUUCAUAUGCCUGACAACCAAAGUGGACACCAUAAUGUGCUGCAGAAUGUACACCAAAAUUUAAACCAGAAUGUACACCAGAAUGUACAAAAUGUCCACCAGAAUGUGCACCAGAAUGUGCACCAACAUUUACAGAAUGUACAACAGAAGGGAGAUAACAGGGAUACAGACAAAACAUUCACAAAACUUCAAAACAGAGAACAGUGCUUUUGAAAAGUAAAACGAAAUACUCAACUCAACGAAAUAAAACUCGAUGGUUACAAUGCAGUACUACUUUCUUUAUAGACCCAGGGGAAACUCAAGGGGUAAAGUGAUCAUGGUGACCCUGAUCCUCUGACACUUUCGAGGUACCAUUUUCAGCCAAAAAUCUCCUGGCUCACAUUUGGGUCUAUGGUCUAUCAUCUUUAACUAAAAAAUCUCCCUCCUGGUGUAAAUUUUUGGUUCUUUAUUUGACUUACUUGGCCUCCAAUUACAGUUUGCAAAAUUAUCAAGAGAUCUGAAAAUUUUCUUAAAUACUUUUAGGGCAUCAAAAGUCUAAAAAGUUUUUACAUUUUAGGGUUUGGGGCUCAGAUGACUAACUCAUUGUGACCCUACUCCCACUACAUUCUACCUCUUGAGUCCCCCUGGUCUUAUAGACCACUUUCUUAUAAAAAUCCACAUAUGAUGGAAAAACAUUACUUAAUGGUUAUUAAAAUACAUUUUAUAUGUAUCUUUGAUUCUUUUUGCUUGAAUAUCUGCGCCACAGUUUCCAUUUCUUAACAUAUGUGGUUGACAUUCUCUAUCUGACUGAAUUGCACCUUGAACUGCCUCUUCUACCAUUGCCUCACGAUGAUCCUCACAGAAGUUGUGCAAUGUGAAGCAACUGUAAAUUACAUGAGGGAGGUCUUUCGUGCAUAUAUCCAUUUCACGUCUUAAUGCCCCAAAACGAGCUUUAAGUCGACCAAAGGCACAUUCAAUGGUUAUUCUUGCUGAUGACAACCUUUGACUGAAGAAUUUUUCUUCAAGUGAGCUGGCCCUCCAGCAUACUCUUUCAUGACAUAAGGUAAAAGUGGGUAUGCUGGAUCUCCUAGCAGACAAACAGGAACACUGUCUUGGGCUUCCACUAAAACCUUUUGGCAAGGAGGUAUAGAACCAUUUUGCAACAUUUUGUUUAUGUUUGAGUUUGAAAAAAUGCGAGCAUCAUGCACGCUACCAGGCCAUUUGAUGACCACAUCUAAAAACCUAAACCGGUAGUCACAUGUUGCUUGAACAUUAAUAGAGUAACAACAUUAGUAGAGUGCCAUCUACAGCACCUAGACAUUGAGGAAAACCAUGCUUUGUUUCAAAAUUCUUUGUGAGCUUAACAACCGACUCAGUUGUUGUAGGCAACUUGAUAUACUUCGGUCCCAUAACUUCAGCCAUGACACGAUAUACUCUUCUGAUCACUACUGACACAGUUCCCCUUGCUACUCCGAAAGCGUUAUCGACCUUACGAUAUCUACCUUCGUCCGAAAGAUAAUAUAAAGUAAUAGCCACCUGGCUCUCAACAGACAAGGGCUUUCUCAUUUGAGUUAUUUGCUUUUGUAAAAAAGGUCCUAAUUCCUCACAAAGGCCAUCAAAACUUUGCUUCAACAGCCUAAAAUUUUCGUACCACUCUUCAGGAACAAUUUUUUCAUCCAAGAAAUUUUGCCACCAAGCAUUGGUUCUUCCUGGUCGUUGCUGGAAUCUUCUUGGCUUGCGGUGUUGAAAUCAACGUUUUUGAAUAAUAAUUUGUCGCAUCGCAUGUUGUAGGCCUGGCCGUCCAAUGCUAUCCUGCCCAAAAAUUUCUGAGGCAAGUCUCCACAGGCGAAUUUUAUGUUGGGUACAUAAAAAUGUGACAUAAUGAAGCCAUGUAUUAAAACAUGAAGCUAGCAUCGUGAGCAGAAGGAGGAUUUUCUGUUGACAUUGCUCAUCCAUCUUUUUGAUUUCUGAAUUUGCUUCGAACCUUUAAACUUUUAACUUCUGGCGCCAACAAGAGCCUUUUACAGAGAAAUCUAUGCCUCGCUUUUGAGCUGUAUUCGUUUGAGAACGGUUCCAGCCGUUUACACUAACCUAAACGAGCACGGAUCAAAAUGAGUACACCUUGAAAAGCGAUCCCAAAUGGGUCCAGAUAGCAGACCCAAAUGGGUACGGAUCCACAGUUCUAGUGUAAACGGGAGGCCUAUCUGUGCUAGUUUGGGUACGGAUCAAUUUGGGCUUAUAGACCCAAAUGUUUACAGUGCUAGUGUAGUGUAGGGUCUAAAUGUAAAAAAACUGUGAAGAGGAAGAGUGGAGACGAAAGAAAGGGGAUAUCGAAGUACGAUGCACUUUUGGAAUGGCUGUCACCCUUUGUAAAGCACAGACAGUCAGACACAAACAUCACUGAGUAAGUAGCUAAAUCUCAAGCUUGAUUUUGAGCUGUUUAUUAUGAAUUUGUUUAACCAAAAGCUUUGGGAAAUCUAUUUCGCUUGUCAUUGCUAAUCAAAACUUCAUAAACUCAACAAUCUUUUGUUUUUUGACUAGACAAUCUCAGCAAAUGACAAAAUUUUUGUCCUUAGAAAAAUUUCAUAAAUGAGUUAAAAUAACAUAGAUAAUUGGAAAGAGAUGGUAGUUGGUUACUUGAACUUUUUAAUCAUUUUUGGAGCAUUAUCUUAUCAUCCUUUGUCUUUUUUACAUUCAUUUUUAUCUAGCUGCAGUUUUUAAUCCAAAAGGAUUGUAAUAAUUGUGUGAUGUUUUUUUAAUGUUAAAAUUACACGCUAAAUUAUGAAAGAGAUGGUCAAUUGCCUUUUUCAGUGACCAAGCCCAAAACCUUGAUCAAUCUGACCGCGAAGUGUCUGAAAUUGCAUCUCAUUCCUCGUGUCCUUCCCCAACUCAAUCUUUGCAAGGAUGCCAGUCCUCUUUUGUCAGUGAAUCAAAGGUAGGGCCCUUUAUGUAUAUUGUCGUCAGCUAAAAUAUAGAACUGCAAUUCUGGCCAAAAGUUAUUGGACUAGCCGGCAAAUUGUAGUAUUUUUGGAAAAAUCCCCCCUACCACUGUCAAUGUUGAUACGCUUGUUUCUUCCCUUUUUCGAUUGCUGUUACUUAGGUAUUUAAGAAAAAACCAACAUUGCUGCAGGGGUUGGGGAUUUUGAUAAUUUUUUUAGGGUCAAGUUGCAAUUUUAGUGGUUUUUCACCAGUCCACUAACCUUUUGGCCAGGAUUGUGGUUCAAGAAACGCAGAUUUGUGACAAUUAAAAGGGGUGAAAUGCUACAAAACUGUCAUAUUGGGAAAAUUCCAAUUGGAUACUAUCAAAGAUCAUUUCAGUCAUAAAUAAACAGUUUAAGAUUAUUAUUGAAUCAUCAAUCAUAAGAAUUUAAAAAUCAAGCUGCAAUUUGAUGGCACAAAAAGCAUAUAUUUUCACAGGUUCUCACAAGCAAGAAGAGAAAAGCCAUACCUUGGGGUUCAAUAGCUCUUUAAUUGACUUUAUAUCACAAUAUUCAAUGUUGUUUUGUUAGGGGGGGAAGAAAUGUAAAAAGGUUACCCCCCGUAUAGCUGUACUUAUUUUGACGCAUUGUAAUUCCAUUCAUUCGGUAUAGUUCUAAUUAGAAAACACAAACUCGAGAGUCUUUCUGAUAUUUCGUUUCUACACCUUCAUCGGUCAAGAAAAUUCUCUAUUUCUUGCAGCUUGUUUCGAUGACAUAUUUCUACCAUCUCAAUUUUUAUUGCAUGGAUUCUGUCUGCUUGUAUUUCUCUCCAUGUUCCUGGCACAACAUCACCCUGUAGUUCUUCGUCAACCAGCAUUGGAGGCAUAUAUCGGGUUUUGGCGUAUUUUGAAAAUCUGUUUUUGCUAAAUAAUUGUGUAAUGCAAUAGAUGCUUCCGGUAUUGUCACACUAUUUUCUGGUUUGGCUUCAAUUGUGCAACCAAAAACUCUCCAGCAGGCUGACAAGAUUCCAAAAGCAUUUUCAGAAAUUUGACAUGCUUGUGAAUGUCUGUAGCUGUAGACCUUCUUUUCAUAGGAUAAUUCUGAGCCUGAAAAUUAAUUUUGAAUUUUUAGGCUACUUUUAGGAUAUAAAUGUUUCUGGAAGCUUGUGUUUCUUGAUUGGGACGAUGGAAACUUAAAAGCUAAAUUAAUGAAAAUCUCAUUGCCGAGGGCACUACAUAUAAAACAAACAACUGACAAUCAUAUCAAAUGUUUUGGAUACCAUGUUUGAUAUUAUUCCCUGGAUAGGGGCGCAUCAUAUUUUUGAGUGGAAAUGCUUCAUCACCAAAAAAAACGUACAGGGAUAUCUGCUCUGAACCUGGCAGCGCACUGGGUGCUGGAAGGUCCAAUGUCCCUGCGCUCAGGCUCUUUCCAAAUACUGAAUUUGCAAGGAUGCCUCCUUUCCUCUGCCUGCUGUAAGCACCAAUAUCUACCAUCACAAAUGAGUAUGUGGCAUCAACUACAGCUAGAAGUACUAUGGAGUUGAACCCUUUGUAGUUGUAAUAGUCACUUCCUCAAUUUGCUGGUACCUUUAUUGCAAUGUGCUUUCCAUCCAUGGCUCCUAGGCAAUAUUUCCAAUAGAGGAUAAUUCCAAUAUUUCCAGAAAUCGUUUGCGCACUUUUUCCAUUUUGCUCAUCAGGAAAGCUAAGGAAUUGAGUUGAUACGGUAAAUGAUCUGAUUUACUGUCUAUUUACCGUAUCAACCUGUGAUGGCUAGGUUUUGGUGUCCAUCUCCAUGAGCGAGUUAUCAUAAAGUGAGCACCAGUCUUUCAUCUGCUGAUAUCAGAUACCUGUGAUUCUUUCGAAAUGUUUACUUUUUCUUCAAUCUUUGGAAAUGUCACUCGUAUGUUCAAGCACGGCGGAAAUUUAAGAGACAUUAUCUUCAUGGAAGGACCUCUUUGAAGCUGUGGGGACCCCAGCAAUGACAGAGGGAAUUGGGAAGGGAGGAAGAGGGGAGAAAUGUUUAGAGGAAGAGUUAAAAAGACAGGGUGUCAUACCAGUUCUUGGUUGGCUGGGCUUCUUCUUCGGUUUCGGUAAGGCUGGAUGCUUUUUUAAGGCUGAAUGGCUCUUCAAGGCUAGCUGGCUCUUCAAGGCUGGGGGUUGCUCUGAAUUUAAAUUAUCCUCCUCUCUUGAUGGGGGUUCCAGAGCACAGGCUUGAUCGGGUAUGGUCACCUCAGGAACUGGAGUUUCAGGAUCUGUGGCUGAGCUGCCAACUUCACUUCCUAAAGUGUCAAAAGCCAUUGUAGUCUCUGUUGGUGUCGUGGGAAUAGACUCGUCAGUUAUCGCACUGAACAAGAUGGUGCUCAGGCGACCCACAGUCCUGAAAGAGACUGCUUUUGGGGCAGUCUGCAUUAAUAUGGCCGACACACCCACUGUUAAAACACCUUUUAGCAGAGCAAUUGAGGGCAAGAUGGGUCCUGCUGUCGCAUUUGCUACAAGUCAUAGGUUGCCCUUUGAGUGGCACGAGCAAAGAGGCAGGGCCCAGGUGUACGUAACUAGGUAUGGGCUCCGUCAGUAUCAUUUUUAAGGUCAUGACCCCAUUCAACUUAUUUGUACCAGGGUGGUUGUUCUCCCUGGAAACAGAACCCGGCCGAACUGACUGAGCCUCCUCUACAGGAACUCCGGCACAAAUUCUGCGUGCUUGUUGAAGUCUCUCACCCAGACAGGGAGAGGGUCUCUGAGACCUGGUUGCCACGGACGCGGGGGAUGACGCACAAAGUCCAGACCAAGGAACCUGACCUUGUCUGCUAUCGUGGGGAAGGUGACAUCAAGGUCCCCAUUUGGAAGCUUCUGGACAUGCGUGGAUUCCAGCAUGUAAUUCUCCAACUUGGCAAUGAGGGCCUUGCAGUCAAUGGCCCCCUUCCCCGGGUGAUCGCAGACAGUCCUUAGCCUGGGCCUGCCAAUGAUGUUCAUGUGCAGGCCACCAGACCUGCCGACCAUAACCUUCGUCACAGGGGCUACAGCUCCUCCAACUGCUGUUGCAUAGUUCCUCUGUGGAUGGCCAGUAUCCUUUGCAAAAGAGGGAAAAGCUGGCAACGGGUGGCUCGAGGCAACAAUAUCGCUUGUGGGUCCUGUGUACAGGCAGCGAUUUCUUGACGGCAGAACUGGGAUGACAGACUUACUCAAUUGUUGCUGGUGAUGCACCAGCUUUCUCUCUCCAAUAAAAUGUCUGUCUCCUCUGAAUGACUCCCCUCUGAGCUCUCCUCCGCUACCAUGACUAGAUCUUCACUCCCGUAGGGCACAGAGCCCCCAGGAGCAAGCUUCUUGGUUAUGCUUCUGCUGCUGCGAUAUUGUUGCUUCAAGCAGAAGCACUUUCCUUGUUAGGGUACCUGCAGCAGUGGGCGUGGUUCGUUGUACCUGAAGGUCCUAACAGGGAGAUUAGAGAGUUUACAAAACACGACGCGACAGGUCGAGACGAGCUGGGGGAGUCUAGUAACUAGCGUGACCAUCUCAUCUCCUAGCGUGACCAGAUUUUCGAUUUUUACGUUGUGAGGACAACGUGGACAUUUAAAUCGUAAGUACACUAUCCAGACUUCUUGAUUUUGUUAAGAUUUGUUAAGGUCAGCGAUUUUAUUCUUUUUGCAUCUGAUAAUGUAUUUUGGUUAGAUUUUAAGUAAUAUUUCUCACUUUUGUAGGCUCAUUCACCAAGAAGCUGUGAGAUGAAUUCUCAAGGACCCCACGAGGCAAAGAACCAAAAGUUCGUGAACAUUGUAGUAUAAUUAAUCUACAGAUUUUAAAACGGUUAAAUUGAGGCAGAUAGUAAAACUAAUGUCAGGCGUUCUACUAAGCUAAUGGGCUAGCCCUAAAUGAUUUCUAUCUAAAUUUAUGCAAAGGAAGUUAUAUUGUGACAGUGCUAUUUUUUUGUUAUUCAUAUCUCAACUGAGAGUAGCUGUUCAUUUAUUUUUAGAAAUGUAUUUUACCGUUUUUCCUUAAAAUCCAACAAAAUGAAAAUUGCCAUAAAGAAAUCCAUUAUAUUCCAUGUUGCCAUUAAAUUUGAUUAUGUGUUGUUGAUUGUGGUACAAUUGUUUAUUAGUCUGAAAUUUGCGAAUAUAUAUUAAUUCAUGAUUUGGAUCAGAUAUGAGUGCUUAUUGUGUUUUUUCUAUUCUUAUGUUCUAUUAAUUAUGCCAAAAAAGACAUGGACCUUAGAGCAUGACACGCUGCUCUGUAGAUAGAUCCUUGUUGAGGAGCCCUUUCAUUUUAAAAUGGGUACUCGAGAGCGUGGUCACGUUUGGGAUAAGGUGGCUACCAAUUUAAAUAAGAUAGUUGAACCACGUUUCUCUGUUGAUCAAAGAGCAGUGAGGGACCGAGUUUUGAAGCUUGAACGAGGCUUUAAAAAAAAGAUGUCAGAAGAAGAGCGUGCCAGUGGUAUCAGCCCACCAGAGCCAACUGAAUUGGAGCAAGCGAUUCAGGAUAUUAUUGAAAGGGGGGAUGAGGCACAGAGUGAAAUGGCCAGGGCUGGUGAUAGAUUUGCAGAAAAGGAGAAAGAAACAUCUGAAUCUGUAAGCUGCUAAAACGCUCAUAUUUAAAUUAUGGAAGCUCUAAAUGAAGAUUAACGUUGUUUGGGUGACCAUGAUGUAAUAGAAGGUAGUCCUAUACAUCUUCCAUAUUUUCCUCCAGCACGAUGAAUAAAUUGUUCGCCAUUCUGCAGCUUCGAGUAAACCGAAUUUGGUGCCAACUUCUAAUGCGUUGUGACAGGCACGUUGUGAAUCGUAACAGGAAAAAGGUCAACGCAUCGGAAUGACUAGAUUCCAGAACUUUUCAGCUCGUCUCGAUCUGUCGCGUCUUGUUUUGUAAACUCUUUAUUGUCCCACAAGCAACGCCAAACAACUCACCCUUUACUUGUUGCUCCUGUCCAAUUUUCUCCAACUCCUCUUCAAAACUUCGCUGCUCCACUUGUUGGGCUAAUCUUAGCAAAAAGGGCCGAGAAGCAAUACCUGGGUAUCGCCACAGAAUAGAAAUGACCAGAAGGUCACUCGCGUUGGCAUCCUUUGUUGCAAGUUCACUCAAUUUUUUCUGGCGCUGCGCUGUCUGUACAUACAAUUCUCGUUUUCAACUGGCAGAGAAAAGAGGCCACUGGACCGAUCUGUGAUGAUACUGUAGCCACAAAAGGCCUUGAAGAUUCAAAUGUGUGGAACGAUCGAGCAUGCGACUUGCGUUGAACAAGUCGAAGAACAAAAACCUAAGAAAAAAACGAAGAACAAAAAAGGCAAUGCUCAGUCUUGUUCAGUCAACAAUGAAUCGUAAGUUUUUUGUCCAAUGGCCUAGUUGUGUAUUUGUGUCAUAUUUAAUAUGGUCCUAGUUGUGUAAUACGCGCUUUCGAUAAAACAGUGCAUCAUGGGUAAUCAGGAUCUCCGCGAGGGAUUGUUUGCGUUGCUAGUAAACAGAGCCCAGAGACUACGCUUACCAUACUUUCGCUAUUUGGAAACUUCGAAUUGAGUCCGACACGCAUCGAUUCACGAAUAAGGUAAGAAUCCUUCGUUUGGACUUUGUUUAGCUAACUUUUUUCCAACAAUCCCUUUGAACAUUGAUUGUCAUAAAACAGAGGAACUCAUGGUUAUUACGAUGUUGUUAGGCCCCUGAAGAUUUUUACCAAUUUUUGUUUUGGUUAUUUAUUUGUGUAGGUUAACCGCUUCGCUUUGCUUGUGGACAUAACACUUCUGUCAAAUUACUUAAGCUCAGCUUUUUUCUUGAUUCAAGUAAACCAGACAAUCUAAAUUGCAGAAGAUCAUAAGUCAUUCUCUACCGAUGGAAAAGAAUUCAGCCAAAUGUUUGAAUUGAUUUUUAGGGAAGAUGGCAACGGCUGAUGCUAAAAGUCGAGACUUUGGUAUGGACUUCAAUGAUUUUCUGGAGUGGAACCAAGAAAGGCUGAAAAAUUUUUUAAAAGUGCGGGGCAAGUCAACAACUGGCAAUAAAAAGGAUUUGGCUGCAAGAGCAUUAGUUGCAUUUGAAAAUGGUGAGCCUGUUACACAAAGUGCAGAAGAUAGCGCACAGAAGUUGGAAAAAGAGUACAACGAGUUACUAGAGAAGUUUACCAUACAAGACCCACUGAAAAUUCCAAACCAUUUAUGGUCCACUGAUGUUAAAAAAUGGCCUAAUCUAAAUCCUGGGCAAAUUUUUCAAUAUGUUAUUGACAAUAAAGCCUUCGAAGGCAACUAUAUUGGCCAAUACAAAGCACGAAAGGCCUAUUCAUAUUUCCAGAGUGGACACGUGCAGCAAAUAUAUCAAUAUAUGAUAAAUGAUGAACAAAUGUUCUUCAAGGCAUGUGUUGUCCCAUCAAUGAGGGUGAAUGAGAGACCAAGAGAAGGCUGGAUUCUCUUUUCAAAACACAAUGGUGUUUUAACAGCCCACUGUACGUGCAUAGCUGGUUACUCUAAAUCUUGCAACCAUAUAAUAUCCAUUCUGUAUAAGGUGAAUUUUGCAUGCGAGCAUAGCUUAAACAGUCCAUCGUGCACUGAAGUAGCAUGUAAAUUUAAUGAUAAAACGAGGUAUGAUAUUGAGCCAAAGAAGGUUGUUGAUCUACCAAUAGUCAAACAUGACAUAAUGAACAAGGAUCCAAAAUAUCAAAUAAUGAAUCAAGAGAAGUCAAAUUUUGAUCCACGUCUUCGUCAUCAAACCAUAGAAGAGUCUGACAGUGCAGUUAGAAUUCAAACAUUUUUAGAAAAAAUUCGAAAAUGUGCACCAAAUUCUGCAGUUUUGCUGAACUUUCCAGUUGAUGAAGAAAAUGACUGCCCUCCACCAAUCACUGAAAUUGCAGAGCAAGUUAAAUCAACAGCCGGUCUGUCAGAAGUUGCCAUGCUAGAAGACUUUAUGAAUAAGAUCUCAUUCAGGGAUAGUCAGUUAGGUGAACUUGAAACGCUCACAAAGGGGCAAGCAGAUAACAAAAUGUGGACAGUUCAAAGAACAGGACGAAUUACUGCUUCAAACUUUCAUGAUGUGAAGACCAAGAUGAAAGAAAUACUUGCAUCAAGAAGCUCUGUUAAGCCAGCUACAACUCCUCUUUUGGUAAAACUGACUCAAGCCACAAAAAUUGACAACAUUGUUGCGAUAAAAUGGGGGAAGCAAAAUGAGAACAAUGCCAGAGAGGCAUUUUUCCAAGCCAUUGCAGCAGAGCACAAAUCCCCAAAGUUAAGAAUGUGUGGACUCAAAGCUUUUAAGAGUGCACCUUUCCUUGCUGCCAGUGCUGACAACAUAUUUUCUUGUGCCUGUUGUGAAGUGGCAUGUGUGGAGUACAAAUGUCCAUAUUCUAUAAGAAACUACUGCGUUAGUGAUAAGUGGCAAGAUCUACCAUACUUGAAGCAAGAGGCUGGAAUUUUGCACUUAAACAAGAGUCAUAAGUACUACACUCAGGUACAAGGUCAGAUGGCUGCAAAUGAUUGCAAACAUUCAUAUUUUGUUGUAUUUACAACAGUUGGCAGACCCCUUGUACUCAAUGUGGUAUUUGAUCCUAGUUUCUGGAAUUUACUCUACCCAGACCUUGUUUUGUUUUUCAAACUUUAUGUUGCAAAGGUUUUGCUGGGGAUUAGAGAAAUUAAGUUUUGUGCUGUAUGUCAUGAACACAUUCUUGAGCAAAAUGAGAUUGCUCAAAGUGGUUGCCAGAGCAAUGAUCAGGUACACUGCAGCAAAUGUUCCUUGACAUUUCACAAAAGCUGCUGUAAAAAUUACAGUCUGAUGUCCUUUUGGGUUUGUGACGACUGUGGUGUUUAAAGAAACAGGCAAAGAGAACACUCAGUGUUAGAAGAAACAAUUAAAAAACCUAAUGACACAAAAUGAUUAUUAAUUAUUUGAUAUGAUAAUGUUAAGUGAAGCAUUAAAAAAGUCAAACAUUCUUUUGUCUUAAACCUUCACAGAAACCCUUUGACCAUGAACUGUGAUAGAAUGAUUGUAUUUAAAAAUAAUAAACUUUUCACAAAUGCAAUGAAUAACUUUUUCAAUGAAUUUCAAGUGGUCUUAAUGGCACUCAAAUGCACUUAGAAUAUCAACAAAACCAAAAACAAACAAUUAAUAUUCAUGGGCACAUUACUCCUUUAAAAAUUCAAAACUCAAAAUUAUAAUUUUGCUUUUAAAAAGGGAAGUAUGGGAAGUUAUUUGUUGGAAGGUUUUAGCAUGUGUUUGGACAAGGUUAUUUUUAAUGAAAUUGAAGGUGCAUCUUAAAAAACUACGUUUUUAUAUAGGAAUCCUUUUAAGAUGUGAAAAUAAACUUAAAAGUUUAAGAUACAAGAGGUUUUUGGAAGUUUACAAGUGCUGCACAUACUUUUACAAUAUCAUUAACAACAGGAAGUAAGGAAAUUGGCAGUUCAUUUUUUAAAAUUUGGAACUCCUUUAGUUUACGGAUAGCUUGUUCAAUAUAUAUUCUUGCAUUUGCAACCCUGGAUGUCUUAGCUACAUCUAUCUCAUUCAGUUGUAAGUUCUUCUGGGUUGAUGGUGGUCUUGCAAGGGUGCACUGGUAAAAAGCUAAUAAAUCCUCUAUUUUGAAGCCUCUGUCAGCCAUCACUGCAUCACCUGGUUGAAGUAGUUGUAAAAAGUCUGAACUUUCUACUAUGCACUUAUCACUAGCUCUGCCACCAUAUGCAUCUGAAACAUAACUGAAUGCUCCAUUGGGCGUUAUUCCCAACAACACCUUCACUGUUGAAUGGUGCUUGUAUUCACUCCAGCAAAGGGCCUGUGCUUUGAGGCUUGAAGGGGUCUCAAUAAAAAGCUCUGUGCAAUCAAUAAUUACUCUGCACUUCUUAUAAUAUCGCCGAAAUACAUCAGGCAAAUUUGGUUGAAUUUGAAAUCCGUCAGGCCAUGCUAUGAAUGGUUUCAGCUCUAAGGACAUCAGGCGAAACCAGGUAAACAGUAUAGAGCUGACUUGGCUUGUGCUAAUACUAAAUGUAUGAGCAAGGUACUCGGUCAGCAAACCAAGUCUCAGCCUUUGCAUGACCAUGAACAAUUCUUCCUCAAGGAGAAGUUUCCUAUUUCCAUGGAUACUAUGUCUUUUGAAGAGGCUGACUGAAGUAUUCUUUGGGCCUCUCCAAUAGACCAUUGUCACAGCCUGUGGCUGAAGGUACUCAAAAACAGCUUGAAAAACUUCAGCAUUCUCCAAACCUGUAAACAAUUUGACAUCACUGUCCCUUGUAAGUUUUUCAAAUUUUAUGCAUGGACUUGCAAACGGUCUCUCUGUCUGAUAAUCAUUGACCCCUGAAGUCCCUUGAGAAGAUGUCUGAUCAUCGUUGACAGAAGAAUGUUUUACAAUCUUUCUUCUUUUUCUAGGAGACUUUUUUGUACCAUCACUCACUUUAAGAUACAAUGUUGGGUUUGGAUAUGAAAAUGUUGGCUUUCCAAACUGAAAAUGAUUGGAGCAGACCACUUGAUGAUCAGUAGCCUUAAAAUCUUUUCGUCCUUUGCCAAUAUUGUUCUCCCAAAUGACACGUUUUGCAGGAUCUUUUGUCAUGUAGUGCCAUUUGAGCUCUCCCUCUACAUGACUCCUCUUGACUAUCUUAUCUGGAUAUUUGUUGUCAUUGUCGCAUCCACCAACACAGCACCUGUAGUGAGGCAUUCUGAGCUAGAAGGGGAAUAUUUACUAUCUGUGAUAACUGUUUAAUUCAACAAAUUUUUUUGAAACAACUCCGACCAAAUAAUACUAUAACUUAUAGGGAAGUUGAAAACUAUUAAAACUGAAAUAAUUUGCAACACCUCUGUAUGGAAAUUGGCUACUAGCGUUGAUAAUAUUCUUUAUGAACUUAUUUGCUUUGAAGCAGCGGAAUUAAUGAUGAGUAUUUUGCAUUAAGAAAACCUUUAGAUGUCAUGCGAUGCCGGCCAAAAUCUUCGGUGGGCCUAACAACAUCGACAUAACCACGAGUUCCUCUGUUUUACGACAAUCAAUAUUCAAAGGGAUUGUUGGAAAAAAUAGCUAAACAAAGUCUAAACGAAGAAUUCUUACCUUAUUCGUAAAUGGACGCGUGUCUGGUUCAAUUCGAAGUUUCCAAAUAGCGAAAGAAGUAUGGUAAGCGUGGUCUCUGGGCUCUGUUUACUAGCAACACAAACAAUCCCUCGCGGAGAUCCUGAUUACCCAUGAUGCACUGUUUUAUCGAAAGCGCGUAUUUGGCCUGAUUUCAAGAUUUUCAAAAAUGUUCAAGUGAACUUUGAUAUUCAUUCAAACCAAAAGCAAAGUUUAAACUUUAGCCAGAUAAGUAGUUUAGAGAACGUACCUCUUGUACCCAUCAUUGGUUCUUUUUUUUGCAAUAUGUAGCCACAGCUCUCUCCAACCUUGAUGAAAUAGUACCAACUUUCAGAAUGUAAAUUCAUCUAUUUUCUCUGUAGAAUGUUUGGACAUGCAAUGUGGGCCUUCAAACGUUUGUAAUUCUGUGUAGGCUGAGUUAGGUUGCUUCCAACACCUCCAUGAUGGUCAUUUCUAUUCUGUGGUAUCGCUUCUUAUGUCUCUCGUGUACCUGGGUAUCUCAUGUCUUCAUCAGACUCUCAACAAGUCUUCCUUGUUGUUUGCGGAGCUCUUUGUCAAUUGAUUUUACCAAGUUUGUAAUUCUUAAAUGUUAACUGACACAAAGAAGCUUAUAUCAUCAUUGCUCUUUGAUUAUUGCUAUUUAGUACUAGAAAUAGCUCUUGCUAGUACUGCCCGCAAACAAUUAGUUCCUUUAUAAUGAUUGUUUUGAAAAUGUAGGUCAGGAUAUUCGAAGAAGACACCAUCUUGGGUUUUCACAAUUCUAUAAAAACAGCUGCUCUAGUUGAUGCUAAACUAUUCUUUUUAUCAAGAAUUUUUGGUGUUCAGUUUGCCUUUGAUUUAAGUCCAACGCCCUUUUGAAAAUCAUGAAGUUUUUCGAGGGUUUGACAUUUAUUUUUCGAUAAUCACGACAAUCAUAACUUUUGCUCGUACGGUCUCGAGUUUUUGGGAGAAAAGUGUGGCAUUCGACUGGUUUUGAUUCCCAAAACUUCGAAUCAAAACUUCCAUCCAUUGCGGAGAACAGAGCUGUGAUGCAGCACCGUUUUCGUGCCAAAAAAACCGAAGGCCUUUAACAGAGUCUUGGCAGAGCAACGCUCCGAAGAUAAUUCCCUUCCGCGCAAAGAGGCGGCGGUUAACGACCUCCUCGACAAAGCCGAUUGAUUGACAAUGAAAUUGAUUGACAGUUGUCAUGGCAGCAGAAAAGUGACAAAAUCUGCUGAAAAAGUGCUGACAACAUGAACUGAAGCUUCCAUAUGCUACUUAUACGUGGGGCAGACUAUAAGCCCUUCACUCGCGCGCUAUCGCGCGCGAGUUGCGGGCAAUAAUUAUAGACAAACUUCUAUAACAUAUUUUGCUGCAUUAAAUGAAUUCGAAUUUGAAUUGAAGAUAGGUUUGCUUGAGAUUUGCAUCAACCAUUGCCAGACCAUAUUUGCAUCAACCAUCUCUGUGUAUUUUUAUUGACAGAUAGAUAUAGGUUUACUCUGGGUAAGGGUUUGAUAAGAAAGUUAGUAUAGGAAGGAAACUGCAUUAUGUAGUGCAGAGUAAAAGAUGACCACCCGAUAAAAACUAAUUCAUUGAGAUUAAUAUAGGAAGGUGGCACUCAGUUGGGAAAAUGCUGCUCUGAAAGUUGCGAAGUAUGUUUUUGGACAGGAAAAUUUUUUUCUUUGUUGAACUUGAAUUAAUUUGGCCUUUUUUAUCAAAUGCUACAAGAUAGGCAUGCUAAAGCCAUAAUAUUUCAGAAAAGAUCUCUGAAAUGUUCUGAAAGCAUCAUAUUCAAGGCAACAGAAGACGAGCCAGGUUAAGGCAGACAAAGGCAAAGCAAACAAUCACAAAUCUUUCUAUGACAAUCUAGCUCUAUUGUGAUAUUGUGAGUGAUCAAGAAGGCGCAACGGGCGGCUUUUUUUGAGGAACUGCUUGUGGGAUUCUGCUCGGGUUGGCUGGACUCUCUAGACAAUUGUGAGGGGACUAGAGCGAAAGCAGGUCCCCACUACCAGAAAUUGUGCGGCUGAGUUACCCACGUUUGGGGUAAUCACAGGGAUCAGCCCAACAAACUGCAAUGGAAGGGCCUCACCCUGGAAGAAAUGCCUUCUUGAUCACUUUUUUUCCCGUUUGAGCCUGGCACAUGCCAGCACGCCUUUGAUUGAAAAAAAAACAAGUAUUUACAAUUUAUUAUAUACAAAGUUGAUAUAAUUAAUUUCACAAUGAUAAUGUUCACAAUUGUUUGAUUUGAAAAAAAUUAAGCAGUUAAUAUGUGUGAUUGUGAUACAAUGAACAUACGCAUAGACCCCUUGCACCGUGACGUAGAACAAAGUUGUAAACAAAAUGCGCGCGCAUCCUGUGCUGCAAAAAAAUUGAAGCAUGGCGUCCGCGUUGUAUAGGACAGCUGUUUUCCCUAUCCACGCAGUGUUUGCCGGCUGUUUCCACCAGGUACCAUGCGGUUUCAAUCCUAUAAAUUGAUACAGCAUCUUUGAAGUUUAAGAAGAAAUUCGAUAUCGAAUGAAAAUGACUUCGAAUUAUUACGAAAGUUUAGAUGCAACUGAGAAGGCUAACUACAGAGCGAAACUCACUCUCAGCAGCGGCGAAGCAAUUCCUGAUCCAUACAUACUUCAAAGUGAAUGGAGCAACGAUAUCGCUAACCUACCGGAGCUCUCUUGGAGAGAUGUUACUGAGUACCUAAUUGAUUCACCCAGCAACUUCAGCAAAGAGUCCAUGAAAGCCUACAAAUCACUUGAAGCCUAUGACUACUUUGUGUGCAAACAUGUACAGGACUGUUUUUACCACAAAAUAUCAGAUGCUUCAGAGUUCUGUUUCGUUAAAUCUGAGGUAUUACCUAGCCAGAGGCAAGGCAAAAAGACAUCAAUGUACAAUGUCUGGGUUUGUCUAAACAAGUUGCAUGGCUGGAUCUUAACAGCAAAUUGCACAUGUAUGGCUGGGCUAGGAUCAGCUUGCAGUCUUAUAGCUGCUCUUUUGUUUAAACUUGAAGCUGCAGCCCAUUUCCGUUUGAACCAGCCAACAGCGUCAACAAGCCUGUUAUGUGCAUGGAAAUCUUCAAAGAAACAUGUCAUACCUGCUCCUCUCUCUUCUAUUGACUUUAGCCAACCAAGAAAGAAGACAUUGCCAAAGCCUCAGACAAAUAUUACAGAAUACAAGAACUAUAGCUGUUUGGACCCAACAGUUGGAGAAGAUGCCAUUUCUGUGCAUAUGCUAAAAAAACUUCAUAAAAUAUACCCAAAAGCAGCUGUGUUUACUAGUUUGCCAUUGUAGGACAAUGAGGCUCAGUCUUCUGAAAAAGAUGCACAAAUGAUAUCUGGUUCUGGUAGUGAGACAGACACUGAUAUAGAAAACAGCGCUUACACAUUACCGGAACCACUAACAAGUCUUUUUGACCCUACAGCUAUUAAUAUGACAGAUGAGGACCUACAAGUGCAUGGAAGAAAGUUGUAUACUGAAUAUCGUGAAAGGAACUUUCAGAAGUCCUAUGACAAUCUUUUUUGGAAAACCAAAGAUCAGAGUGCAAAAAAAGAAUGGAUGUUGCAUAGAGCUGGAAGAAUAACAGGCUCGACAGUGAAGAAUGUUGCCAGAAUGAGGGACAGUCAAUCCCUUAUUGAAACGAUUAUGCAAUACAGGCCAGGCUUUUCCUCAAAAUACACAGCCCAUGGAAAGCAGAUGGAACCUGUUGCACGAGAAAAAUUUGAAAAAGAGGAAGGUAUGAAGCAUACAAAUUUCAAAGUUGAGCAAGCUGGACUGUUGAUUAAUGCUGAAAUACCAUAUUUAGGUGCUUCUCCUGAUGGAAUUGUGAGCUGUGAUUGUCAUGGAAGGGGAGUGCUGGAAAUAAAAUGCCCUUACAAUUAUAAGGACAGCUUUGAAGGAUGGGCUGAAGAUAAUAAGUUUCCUAUUGAUCCUGAGUACAAAAUGAGGGAAAAUCAUCGCUACUACUAUCAAAUUCAAUUACAGAUGGAGCUAGCUGGUGUUGACUUUGGAUAUUUUUAUGUUUUCUCUGCAGGGGUGGAUGAGGCCAUGCUGUGUUUAACUAUAAAAAA
Molecule: messenger RNA, 17230 nt
Organism: Rhopilema esculentum
Lineage: Eukaryota; Metazoa; Cnidaria; Scyphozoa; Rhizostomeae; Rhizostomatidae
Source: RefSeq, a predicted model, not a curated record